Molecule: messenger RNA, 1137 nt
Organism: Blastocystis hominis
Lineage: Eukaryota; Bigyra; Opalinata; Blastocystidae
Exons: 4
Coding region: 1-1137 (378 amino acids)
Molecular function (GO): nucleotide binding
Source: RefSeq, a predicted model, not a curated record
AUGAUCCAGCGAGAGACGAAUAUCCCUGAUUCAGAGCGUGUAAACGCCAUCAUCGUCGCGUCUCCCACCGGAUCGCACUAUUCCAUCGUAUUAACCGCUUUAGAGAACGGUUUUCACGUGAUCUGCGAAACGCCUCUCUGUUUUUCAGAAGAAGAAGCGUUCAAAUUGGCUCAUGUCGCCAUCGAAAAAAACCUCAUUUGCGCAAUCUCUCAUCCUUACUGUUACUACGGCAUGGUCCGCUAUGCCCGCGAUCUCAUCGCCAACAAUGCCAUCGGCGAAGUGAUCUCCAUCCGUGCUUCCUACCUCCAAAACGCCGGAAUUCUCGAGAAAGACGCGAGUUCGUGGCGCUUCGUGAGCUCGCAAGGUGGGAUCUCGUACUGCUUCUCGGACUUGGGGGUGCAAACCUAUCAAUUAAUCGCGUUUGUCACGCAAUUGACCCCCACGCGCGUUUCUGGGUGUCUUUCCCGCACGUACACGAAUCGAGCAACCGAUGACAACGGAUGUGCAUUGCUGCAGAUGAAGGAAGGCGUGUUUUGCGACAUCCACGCUUCGAAAACGUCGCUGCUCCACGACAAUUUUCUCUCGAUCGAAGUCGACGGAACGACCGGCGCGAUUCAUUGGGACCUCGAUUCGCCCAAUCAGCUCAUUUAUCAGCGGAUCCACAUGAACAAACAGGUGCUGACGCCGGAUUCGCCGCCGGUGAUGGACCAUCUGCGCGGGCGAUACAAUCGAUUGCCUCGCGGACACGCGGAGGGAUUCGUUGAAGCGAUGGCGAACAUGUACGACGCGAUUUUCAACGCGAUCGAUCUCUCGGCGAGCAAGAUGAUGCGGUCGAUUCCUGCGGAUUACGUUUGGUUGCCGAGCGUGUUGAGAGGCGUGGAAGGCGUCGUGUUUUUGAAUCGCGUGCUGGAGAGCGCGCAGCGAGGAUCGUUGUGGAUCGAAAUGCCGCCGCCGCCGACGUUUGAGUCGAUUGCAGCGACGUCCGUAAGCGCUCCGGCUGUGAAUAAUUUCAAUAAUCCGCUGUCGAUCAAUUAUUCGAUGAUGAAUCCGUUGCAGCCGAUGAAUUUGGGUUUGAUGCCCUCCGUAGAUGAGCCUAGCAUUCCUCCAGAUCAAACUGGUGUGUGGCGUGUUUGUUGA